AUUCGGCUACAAGUAAGACGCGCUUUUCCUUCUCCUCUUCUUCCCCACUUUUUCUCUGUUGCAUCUUCCAAAGUAACGAAGAAAAAGAAGACUACAAUGAGUCAACCUCCUGCUGUUGGUGUUCCUCCUUCUCAAGGUUAUCCGGCGGAAGGACCACCGAAAGACGCUUAUCCACCCAAGGUCGACGCUUAUCCACCUCCGGGACAACCCUAUCCUCAGCAAGGUUAUCCUCCGCAGGGCUAUCCUCAGCAAGGUUAUCCUCCUCCCCAACAACAACAGCAGCAGCAUCACAGUCCUGGUAUGCUUGAAGGAUGUCUUGCUGCUCUGUGUUGUUGCUGUGUCUUGGACGCUUGCUUCUGAGUGAAGUCUCUGCUUGAAGCUGUCAAAUUGGUUCACCGAUGAUCUCAUCUUAUUCUCUCUUUUGUUUCUUUUCUGCUGAAUCAUAAAAUAGACUUGUGUUGUCGUCGUUUCUCUUAUUAGAUUGUUUGGAUUUUGCCAAUGGGAAUGUAAAUGGUUGGGAGACCCAAUUGAACAUCCUUUUUAUGCAAAGUUGCUCUUUAUUAGUUA
This is a messenger RNA of Arabidopsis lyrata subsp. lyrata, 567 nucleotides long. RefSeq names its product cysteine-rich and transmembrane domain-containing protein B. Gene Ontology annotation, cellular component: plasma membrane. NCBI's taxonomy places the organism in Eukaryota, Viridiplantae, Streptophyta, Magnoliopsida, Brassicales, Brassicaceae. The annotation marks the transcript as partial. The record is from RefSeq and is a predicted model, not a curated record. The transcript has 3 exons.